Messenger RNA from Alternaria atra, 555 nucleotides. RefSeq lists its product as uncharacterized. The transcript is spliced from 2 exons. The record is from RefSeq and is a predicted model, not a curated record. Bases 1 to 555 code for a protein of 184 amino acids. Lineage: Eukaryota; Fungi; Ascomycota; Dothideomycetes; Pleosporales; Pleosporaceae.
AUGAAGUCUACCACCCUCCUCGCCACUCUCUCCCUCGCCGCCCUCGGUACCGCUAUUCCCUCCUCCUCCCCUCCCUCCUCUGAUGCGCCCGCCUACAUCCACUCCUCGUUCUCCUGGGUCGACUGGGUCGACAGCGUAAUCGCCGACCCAUCCACGGCUAUGACCCCCGAAGAAGCCCUCACAGCCUUCAGCGCCGGCGCCGAAAACCCCGAAGACCUCACCAGGCGCCAGGAAUUCGCAAACUGCCAGCAGCUUACCUCAUCUCCUCCAUCCGUUGGCGACGCAGUGUCGUGUAUCAAUGAUUUGGCUGGACGGGGCAAGGCAGGCCAGAACUGCAAUGUUAGCAGUAUUGGGGGCGCGGUUCAGUGCAGUAUCGGUAGUGCGCAUAUUGUUACUGUGAGGGGAGGAACUAAUGCUCCUACAAGUGUGAACUGCAAUGACAUUGCCCGCUCAGGCGGUAUUAUUAUGGACCGUUGCACUCGUGGUGACAACACUGUUUCUGGAACUGCGUACAUUCCCCAGGGUGGUGUUGCUGUACAUAUCCAACAUUCUUAG